AUGUCUGAGCAGGGAAGAGGCAGUGCAGGAACCAUUGGAGUGGUGGUAGUUUUAUGCCUAAUGGUUCAGCUGGGGUGCAGCAACGCAGCCACUUAUAAGGUUGGAGAGUCUGGUGGCUGGAGCUUCAACACAGAUAGCUGGCCCAAUGGAAAGCAAUUUAGAGCCGGCGAUGUGCUUUUAUUCAACUAUGAUCCAACACUACACAAUGUGGUAGCUGUGGACAAGGGUGGCUACAGCAGCUGCACAACUCCGAAUGGUGCAAAGGUGUUUAAAUCUGGAAAGGACCGAAUAAGGCUAGGGAGGGGACAAAACUACUUCAUAUGCAAUUUCCCAGGGCAUUGCGAGUCUGGGAUGAAGAUUGCUAUCAAUGCUGUCUAG
Prunus armeniaca (apricot) is the source of this 378-nucleotide messenger RNA. NCBI's taxonomy places the organism in Eukaryota, Viridiplantae, Streptophyta, Magnoliopsida, Rosales, Rosaceae. The record is from the annotation of a GenBank genome assembly.